Molecule: messenger RNA, 846 nt
Organism: Bathycoccus prasinos
Lineage: Eukaryota; Viridiplantae; Chlorophyta; Mamiellophyceae; Mamiellales; Bathycoccaceae
Exons: 1
Coding region: 1-846 (281 amino acids)
Molecular function (GO): protein binding
Source: RefSeq, a predicted model, not a curated record
AUGUCGGGAGUGACGACGAGAGCGCAGAAAAGAAGGAUCGGGGAGAGAGAUUCUUUGUGGGAUUUGAUCGUGAAUAACGACGAUAUUUGUUUCAAACACAUUCUUCCGAGGUUGAAUUCGAAUGACGUGAAAUUCUUGCACAGAGUGAAUAGUGAAACGAGAAAGUUGAUUAAGAGAUCGUCUCGCGUGGGUGAUUUGAAAAAGAAGUUUAAGAUUGGAGAGAUGUCGUCGAUAUCGACUUUGGAAGUUGCGUGGGAGCAUAAACCGAGUUGGUGGAGAGAAAGAGAUUUCUGCUAUAAAGUUGCUUUCACGAAUAAACUCGAGUUGCUCAAGUGGGCGCGAGAGGAGAAAAAGUGUGGUUGGGAUUCAAGGACGAUUUAUGUGGCCGCAUUACAAGGUAAUCUGGAAAUGGUCAAGUAUUGCGUGGCAAAUGAGUGUCCUAUUGAUGUGCGUGCGUGUGCAAAUGCUGCUUCAGGAGGUCAACUCGAGUGCCUCAAAUACUUACGCGAAGAAGCGAAAGCGCCUUGGAAUUCUUAUACUGCAGCUUGGGCUGCUGAAAACGGUCAUCUUCAUAUACUUGAAUAUCUUGUUGAGCGUAAGUAUGAUAAAUAUAACGGACAUGCUUGUCAGUUGGCGGCUUGGAACAGUCAUUUAGACUGUUUGAAGUACUUACACGAAACCGCCAAAGCGCCGUGGAGCUCUUGGGCGGUACGCUACGCACACGAGAAAAACCAACCCGAAUGUUUACAAUACCUCCUCGACAACGACUGCCCUUUACCAGAUGGUUGGCGAUACGAGCACGGGGAGUUACACGUGCCAGAAUCAGAAUCAGAAUCAGAAUACUAA